GCGUCUGGAGAGGUGACCACCGCCGGAUCCCGACGCGCAUUUUCCCACACGAUGGGCAGCAGACGAACCGGAUCACCAGCCGCUGCUGCUUCUCAUUCAACAUGGCUCCACUGAGGAGGAGGAGGAGGAGGUGAGAGCGGCGGCUCAAGAUAGAAGCGCUUUUCUGGGAGGGAGGGGGCCAGGCGGCGCUCCCUUGUCUUGUAAGAGGAUCAAGAAAAAAGGGAAAUUAAGCUAUUUUUAAGCGGACACUUUGGACCAAAGCCUCCGGUGACACGAUGAGCGGCGGGCCGGAUGAGAGCUCGGUGCGCGUCGCCCUGAGGAUCCGUCCUCAGCUGGCCAAAGAGAAGAUCGAGGGCUGUCACAUCUGUACGUUUGUGAUGCCCGGGGAGCCGCAGGUGGUGCUGGGCAAGGACAAGGCCUUCACCUACGACCACGUCUUCGACAUGGACACCCAGCAGGAAACCAUCUACAACCAGUGUACCGAGAGACUUAUCGAAGGCUGCUUCGAGGGCUACAAUGCCACCAUCUUUGCAUACGGGCAGACGGGUUCGGGGAAGACCUACACCAUGGGAACCGGCUUCGACGUGCACAUCGGAGAGGAAGAGCUAGGUAUCAUCCCCCGGGCCGUGAACCACCUGUUCAGAGGGAUCGAGGAGCGCAGACAGGCUGCCACCGAGCAGGGCAAGCCUGUUCCUGAGUUCAAGAUCAACGCACAGUUCCUGGAGUUGUACAACGAGGAGGUGCUGGACUUGUUCGACUCGACGCGGGACAUCGAGGCCAGGAAGCAGCGAUCCAACAUCAAAAUCCACGAGGACGCCAAUGGAGGCAUCUACACCGUUGGGGUCACCACCCGCACCGUCACCUCUGCAGCUGAGAUGAUACAGUGUCUGAAGCUAGGCGCCCUGUCUCGUACCACCGCCAGCACCCAGAUGAACGUCCAGAGUUCGCGCUCCCACGCCAUCUUCACCAUCCACCUGUGCCAAGUUCGAGUCUGCUCUCCAGAUAACGACGAUAAUGUGACAGACAACCGUCUCGCCAACGACUCAGAGAUUAAUGAGUUUGAGACGCUGACAGCCAAGUUCCACUUUGUGGACCUGGCUGGUUCUGAGAGACUGAAGAGAACUGGAGCUACAGGAGACAGAGCUAAAGAGGGCAUCUCCAUCAACUGUGGGCUGCUCGCUUUGGGAAACGUCAUCAGUGCUCUGGGAGACAGAAGUAAACGCUCCACUCACGUGCCUUACAGAGACUCCAAACUGACCCGGCUGCUGCAGGACUCACUGGGCGGCAACAGUCAAACGAUGAUGAUCGCCUGUAUCAGCCCGUCAGACCGGGACUUCAUGGAGACCCUGAACACUCUGAAGUAUGCCAACAGAGCCCGGAACAUUAAGAACAAGGUGAUGGUGAACCAGGACAGAGCCAGCCAGCAGAUCAGCGCCCUGAGGACGGAGAUAGCACGACUGCAGAUGGAGCUGAUGGAGUACAAGACGGGGAAGCGUAUGGUGGGUGAGGACGGCAUGGAGGGUGUCAACGACUUGGUGCACGAGAACUCCAUGCUGCAGACGGAAAACAACAACCUGAGGGUGAGGGUGAAGGCCAUGCAGGAGACCAUCGACGCCCAGAGAGCCAGACUCACACAGGUCCUCAGCGACCAGGCCAACCAGGCCCUGGCUAAAGCAGGUGAAGGUAACGAAGAGAUCGGGAAUAUGAUUCAGAAUUACAUCAAAGAGAUCGAGGAGCUUAGAGCUAAACUUCUUGAAAGCGAGGCCGUGAGCGAGAAUCUCAGGAAGAGUUUGUCGCGGGCCUCCACGCGCUCCACGCUGUACGGAGGGCCCGGCUCCUUCUCCCCCGCCCUCUUCGCUCCCGAGAAGGAGGCCAGCGACGUCAUCCAGAUGGCCAAGAAAGACCUGGAGAAGCUCAGGAAGAAGGAGAAGAAGAAGAAGAAGAGACUAAGGCGAUAUGAGGAGAAUCACCACCACACACCGGUCGAACACGCCAGUGUGAUCAGAGAGGGCGUGCCAGACAACGAGCAGGAGCGAGGCAACGAUGAGGCAGAGGCGGAGGGCAGCGACCACGAAGAGGGCGAGGACGCAGAUGGAGAGGAGGAGGACUACGACAUGGCGGGAGAUGAGACGUCUGACGAGUCUGACUCUGAAGAACUGGAGGAGAAAGAGAACGUCCAGGCCGACCUGGCCAACAUCACCUGUGAGAUCGCCAUCAAGCAGAAGCUGAUAGACGAGCUGGAGAACAGCCAGCGGCGUCUGCACACUCUCAAGCAGCAGUACGAGCAGAAGCUGAUGAUGCUGCAGAACAAGAUCAAAGACACACAGCUGGAGAGGGACAAGGUCCUGCAUAAUAUGGGCUCAGUGGAGUCAGGCACGGAGGAGAAGGCCAAGAGGAUCAAAGCGGAGUAUGAGAGGAAGCUGAGCUCCAUGAACAAAGAGCUGCAGAAGCUCCAGUCGGCUCAGAAGGAGCACGCCCGCCUGCUGAAGAACCAAUCACAGUACGAGAAGCAGCUCAAGAAGCUCCAGCUGGAUGUGACCGAGAUGAAGAAGACCAAGGUGGCGCUGAUGCGCCAGAUGAAGGAGCAGCAGGAGAGAAACAGAGCCACAGAGACCAGGAGGAACAGGGAGAUCGCCUCUCUAAAGAAAGAGCAGCGCAGAGCUGAGCACCAACUGAAGCAGAUGGAGGCCCAGAAAAGACAACAGGAGCUGAUUCUUCGCAGGAAGAAUGAAGAGGUGACAGCUCUUCGGCGACAGGUGAGGCCCGUGUCCGGGAAGGCGAGCAGGAAGGUGAGCUUACCUGAACCUCUCCAGGAGCCCUCACAUAGAGCCACCCCGGGAAGGAUGCAUACCUCUGGAGUGUCCCCGUCCAAUGGAGCCAGGAGUUCCCCAGUGUGGAUGGGAAGCAUCAGCAGGACAGCCAGGGCCAAAUGGCAGUCACUGGAGAGACGUGUCACUGACAUCAUCAUGCAGAGGAUGACCAUCUCUAACAUGGAGACAGAUAUGAACAGACUGCUGAAGCAACGGGAGGAGCUGACCAGGCGGAGGGAGCGAGUGUCCAGAAAAAGAGAGAAGAUGGCGGUGGACGGUGCAGACGCCGACCGCUCCCUGGCCUCGCUGAACGAGGAGCUGGAGUCUCUGAGCGCCAACAUCGACUAUAUCAAUGACAGCAUCGCUGACUGUCAGGCCAACAUCAUGCAGAUGGAGGAGGCCAAGGAGGACACAGUGGAUGUGACUGCAGUGAUCAGCUCCUGUAACUUAUCAGAGGCCCGCUUCCUUCUGGACCAUUUCAUGACUUUGACCAUCAAUAAGGGUCUGCAGGCGUCUCAGAAGGAUUCCCAGCUGAAGGUGAUGGAGGGCAGGUUGAAGCAGACAGAGAUCAACAGCGCCACCCAGAACCAGCUGCUGUUCCACAUGCUGAAGGAGAAAGCGGAGAUCAACCCGGAGCUGGACGCUCUGCUGGGCAGCGCUCUGCAAGAGUUAGGUUACCUGUCACCGGAAAACGGAGAUGACAGCAGCAGUGACGAGUCCACCCCCAGUCCAGCCACCGAGGGCAGCACGCUGGCAUCAGAUCUAAUGAAGUUAUGUGGUGAAUCCAGACCGAGAAGCAAGGCUCGCAGGCGGACCACCACCCAGAUGGAGUUGUUGUACGCCGGCAGUGGGGAUCUGUCCUGUGAGUCCCCCACCGGAGACUUCUCGGCCCCUUUGCUGCCCCUCUCGGAGCGUCUGGAAGGGCCGGCAGACACGCAGGGUAACGCGCUUGGUCAAAUCCCUGACCGCGAGCAAACUGUUUCCCCAUCUGCACUGUCUGCCAGGCCAGCUGGCAUUUCUGGAUCCAGGUCACCCACAGGGACCGAGAGGAGGCAACUGGAGCGCUCGCCCCUCAGCCGAAGGAAGGCGCAAGAGAAAGGACCCAUGGCCACGCACAUCCCGGCACCCGCACACACACUUCCGCUAAGCACAGCAGAGGCUAAAACUAAAGGCAGCGACUACAAAUCACUGCUGGAGGAGUCACCUGUAUUUGAAGGCCACAGGGGAGUGAUCAACCCCGUGACGGCCCCCAAGAACAGCCGCGGGGCCAAACUUCAGUGUGUCUAUGUAGCAGAGGGCCACACCAAACCCGUUCUCUGCGUGGACGCCACGGAUGAUCUGCUCUUCACAGGAUCCAAAGAUCGUACAUGUAAGGUCUGGAACUUGGUGACGGGUCAGGAGAUCAUGUCUCUGGCAGAUCAUCCCAGCAGUGUCGUCUCAGUCAGGUACACUUCUAGCCUCGUCUUCACUGUUUCCACUGCUUACAUCAAAGUCUGGGACAUACGAGACUCUGCUAAGUGUAUCCGCACACUCACGUCGUCAGGCCAGGUGGGUUCAGGGGACACCUGUUCCUCUGUCAGGAGUUUAUCCAUUCCACCAGGAGAGAGUCAGAUCAAUCAGAUCGCCCUCAACCCGUCGGGCACCUUCCUCUAUGCUGCCGCUGGCAACGCCGUGCGCAUGUGGGACCUCCGCAAGUUUGUGUCCACGGGGAAGCUGACUGGCCAUUUGGGGCCUGUCAUGUGUCUGACUGUCGACAAAUUAGGCAACGGGCAGGAUGUCGUCCUCACCGGCUCCAAAGACCACCAUGUUAAAAUGUUUGAGGUGGCAGAGGGAGCUCAGGGGAGCAUCAGCUCCAGCCACACCUUUGAUCCCGCUCAUCAGGACGGCGUGGAGUCUCUGGCCGUGCACGGAGAUGUUUUCUACAGCGGCUCCAGAGACUACUACAUCAAGAAGUGGGAUUUAGCCAGUAAGCAGCUGCUACAGCAGUCUGUCAGUGCCCAGGCAGACUGGGUUAGCGCUUUGGGUGUGGUGCCGGGCUCCCCGGUGCUGCUCAGCGGAUGCAGAGGAGGGCUGCUGCGGCUCUGGCACGCCGACUCACUCGCGCCCCUCGGCGAGGUCCGGGGACACGACAGCCCCAUCAACGGCCUGGCCACCAACUGCAGCCAACUGUUCACUGCCUCAGAUGACCGCACAGUGAAGAUUUGGGAAGCCAAAGGAUCUCUGGAGGAGGGAGUCCACUGACACCUGCUUUCUCAUAAUCACCAAACACACCUGAAAUCGAGGAUCGCCUGCUGCCCUUUGCCCAAUCAAAGUGAAUCAUUUCACACAUCGCCGGUGAAUGGCGUUUGGUCGGAGCCCAAAGUUGGUCUGGGGUCUGCAAGUGUGGGGUCAAGAUUGAAAAAUUAUCUUUAAACACUGAUCCUUCACUGAUGGUGCACAGGGAUCAGUUUCAGGGAAGUCUAAUUAGAUGUGACUGCGUUCAGUCCAUCAUGCUGUGUGUACUUUACUUGAUAUUUUAGGUGGAGCUCCGAGCACAACAGAACAGCUGCAAUGGACUGCAUCUUUCAGAAAAAUAUGGACUCAUGGAUCUGCAUCAGUUGAUCCAGUAGUCUCUCCUAUGCUUUCUACAUUCCUGAGUUCAGCACUAAACAACGUGGAUACCUUCUUUGUGUAUUGAGAACUUCGCCAGAGAUGCUGAGGAACAGAAACAGCUUUUGGUUACAUGCUUUGCUUCCUAGCGGCAUGUUGUUGUUCCAUCGAAACAAAUAUUGCUGAAAAGGUCCAUGUCCCAAGACAAGACUUGGAGAUCUGCUGCUGACCAGCAAUAACUGUGAGUCUAUCCUGUGUGUUCAUGUGUCUUUGCUCAUUUUGCGUAUGUGUGUGCGUGUGAUCUCUGUAACCAAGGACCAAAUAACUACUGAAACUGCGAUGGUCUUAUUCUUAAGCUGUUACUGCCAAACCUUCUAGUGGAACAUCAGAGGCCUCUAAAUAAUCCACCUGUGCUCCUUUGACAGGGUCCUUUUCCCCUUUUCCUAUUCAAAUUUCUACAUUUCCUCCAGUGUUUUAGUCGGCUUGAAGUCAGUGUUCACUGAAUUAACUGCUGACUGAUAUAAUGUCUGUAUAAAACUGUGUCAUCAUGGCUGAACGACAAUAGUCCUGCAUACUGAAGUUUGAAAGCUACUUAAUCAAGCAGUGGAACAGAUUAAACACAAACUGCAAACAAAAUGUUUCCAUUAGCUUUUCUUGUCCAUUUGCACCAAUGAAGUAAUCUUUAAUGAAAUACUUUUGAAUACAGGAUUUAAAUAUAAAACGUAAACGCUUUGUAAAACUACUGUCAGUAAAUACGGAGUUUAACUCAUCAAAUCAUGUAAAUGCCUUUAGUUUCAGAGGCUGAGGCAGCAGUUACUUCUACUCCGCUUAGCUAGGCUUAGCUAGCUAGGCUAAUUAUCCUUUAGCAGGACUAGUUUAACUGGCAUUACCUUUUUUCUGUUAUUAUCUAAAUAAGCUACUGCCUUAUUUAUGUGGUCUAACAAACUCAAAUGCUAAGGUAAGAUGCAGGAACACAUUAAAUUAGCUUUCACCAGCUAGCCUUAACUAGCUAGCUCUGUAAAUUUCUCUUUGGAGAUAAAUAAAGUAUCUAUCUAUCUAUCUUUCUAUCUAGCUUGUAGUCACUGACUGCAGUUUGGUUUUGACCAUCGUUUUUCAAAUUUGAUACGUUGUUUUUUGUAAGCUCUGUGGUAUGAUGAUUUUGUCGAUGGUGAAACGGACGUGGAAAAGUCAGAUUGCGGUCUUGGCUUUGUCCGAGCUUUUAUCUGUGAAUUGACUUUUUAACAGCAGGCAGGAUAGCUGCCACAUGUAGGUUAAAACAUUCAGGUGUCUCAGUGUUUCCCAGACAGCUUCAGCCAAUGACGUGCUGUCAGCAGUCACAAAUAGCAGCAAGGUGUCUGCUUUCAGUUUUCAGACAGUUUCCAAGCAUUUGUAGCCUGGAGUGGUGUUUCAGUUUCCUCCUCCACCUUCAGGCUCCCCUCUGGCUCCUCUGACCUGCAUCUCUUAGAUCUCCAGCAACCAUUCUGUCACUUCCAGGAUUUUGAUUCUUCCCAUGAAAAGGUUACCCACCGAGUAUUUACUUUGCCCGGCUGUGCAACACUUCUAAAGCUGAAGAACGACCCUGGCAGCAAGUGAUUUUAGGAAACCUUUGCAAAAGUCACAAAGCAGCGUAGACGUAAAUCGUUCAUUUGAUGGAAUCAAGCACCUUGUAAUUCUAAAGAAGUUAUAUGAUAUGAUAUGACAUAUCUGUUCCUGUAAGAUGUGUGUGGAUGCUGUCUUAGUGUCUGUGAACUGCACAGUGAAUCAUAUCAAACAUCAAACAUGAGUCUAAAAUGCUAUUAUUUAUUUGUUUUCUUGAUUUUUGACGUUGCUGUCUUCCGUAUCAAUGAGAUGUUGAACUCAUUUCCGUCUAAUGCCUCGUAGCAUCACAGACAAUGUACUGCACGGAAUAUAUGGGAUGGAUUUCUCCAUAAUCAGAGAUGUAUUAUCAGUGCCUGUAAUAAAUCCUGAACUGUGGGUAGUGACUGUUGAAUCAAUCCCUGAUAAAUGCAGACGGUCCCUUAUGUAACCAUUUUAUCAUGAACUACUGUAUCAUGAGUAUCCUUUAAAUUCACUUUAAAAACACUUGCUGCUCUGGUUUGAAUUUUGGACGUAGACAUCGUUAGCGAUGCUAAAAUCAAUGGGACUAAAAUAAUUGCACUGAAAAAUCAAUUUCUGCAACUUUAAAUCAGUUCUUUUCUUAACAUCGUUUGAAAACAGGAGUGAAAUAGUUUAGUUACAAGUUGACUUGCACUUGAAUUGUGAGAUAAAUAAACCCCCAGAAGAAACAAUAUGAGCUGUAAGUAUUCAUAACUGAUAAGAAAUCAGAUGCUGCUUAAAAUCAUAAUGAUCCCUCUCAUUGUAGUUGAAUCUUAUUUUGAAAUUUGACUGUAAAUUUACUGUUGUGUAAAUACGACUCUUUUCUUCCUGCUGAUUCUUUCCUGCACAGUUUCAAGUGGUUAAAAUGUGUGAGGAUGCAUUUUAAAAUAAAACGUGG
Messenger RNA from Chelmon rostratus (copperband butterflyfish), 7893 nucleotides. RefSeq names its product kinesin-like protein KIF21A. The transcript has 37 exons. Bases 276 to 5051 code for a protein of 1591 amino acids. Gene Ontology annotation, molecular function: microtubule motor activity; ATP binding; microtubule binding. Gene Ontology annotation, biological process: microtubule-based movement; mitotic spindle organization. NCBI's taxonomy places the organism in Eukaryota, Metazoa, Chordata, Actinopteri, Chaetodontiformes, Chaetodontidae. The record is from RefSeq and is a predicted model, not a curated record.